GUAAAAAAAUCCAACGUUAUCUAUGUAUAUACAAUUUUUUUAUCUUAAUUUACGAUAAAAUUAAGAAUUAAUAUUAAAUUAUUCAAAUUUCUUAAUCUAAUUAAACUUAAUAGAUUAUAUUAAAUAUUUCAUUAUUUUUAUACACAUUUUAGGGUACGAAAAUAAGUUAAGAUUUUGAACAUUUCUGCCUGUGUACAAUUUUAUUCAAUUAUAAAACAAGAAAAAAUGGAAGUUGAUGAAAAUAAAAGUAGUAACGUAGUAGAUAAUGCAGAAUUGUGUUCCGAAAGAGCAACAGAACAUGUUGAUGAAAAUGGUGUAAAACUUAUUGUGUAUGAAGAAUGUCAUGAAGACAUUGAUGAAAAUGCUGAGGAACUUGAUUUAAAUCAUCAGCAAAUUGAUAAAAUUGAAAAUUUUGAAAGAAUGAGUAAUUUACGUUUGUUAUGUUUGCGUUGGAAUAGAAUUAAAACAAUAGAAAAUUUACAAAUGCUUGUUACACUUAAUGAACUUGAUUUAUAUGAUAAUCAAAUCACUAAAAUUGAAAAUUUAUCAAAUCUUACUAAUUUGAAAAUAUUAGACUUGUCUUUUAAUCGUAUAAAGAUUAUUGAAGGUCUUAAAGAGUUAGUCAACUUAGAAAAAUUAUAUCUAUCAAGUAAUCGAAUAACAAAAAUAGAAAAUAUUAAUCAUUUAUCCAAAUUAAAAUUAUUGGAAUUGGGUGAUAAUAAAAUUAAAGUUAUAGAAAAUAUAAAUAAUUUGACAAACUUGACAGAAUUAUAUUUUGGUAAAAAUAAAAUUGAUAAAAUUCAAAAUAUGGAUACUUUAAAAAACUUGAAAAUAUUAAGUUUACAAAAUAAUAGUUUAAUAAAAGUUGAAAAACUUGAUCAAUUAGAAAGUCUUGAAGAAUUAUAUUUAUCAGAAAAUGGAAUCACCGUCAUUGAAAACCUUAACAAAAAUCUAAAACUCAAUACUCUGGAUUUAUCAAUGAACAAGAUUGUAAUAAUAGAAAAUGUUACACAAUUGGAAAAUUUAACUGAAUUUUGGUUAAAUGAUAAUCAAAUAAACAAUUGGAGUUGUAUUGAAAUUUUGGGGAAAAUGAAUAAAUUAGAAACUAUUUAUUUGGAACAUAAUCCUAUUAGCAAAGACAGUGCUUACCGGAGAAAAAUCAAGCUAAUUAUUCCUUGGAUAAAUCAAAUUGAUGCUACACUAGCAAAAUAAAUGUUCAACAAAAUUUUUACUGAUUAUUAACUAACUAGAAUUUUAAUGUGAAACUUUAAAAAUAUUUGUUUUUUUUUAACUAAAAAAUUAGGAUAUAAGAUAUAAUUUUAAAUCAUGUCACAUUAUUUUUUAAUAAUAAAAUAAUACAUAAUUAAAA
Daktulosphaira vitifoliae (grape phylloxera) is the source of this 1369-nucleotide messenger RNA. Its product is annotated as protein phosphatase 1 regulatory subunit 7-like. The transcript is spliced from 6 exons. Bases 226 to 1212 code for a protein of 328 amino acids. NCBI's taxonomy places the organism in Eukaryota, Metazoa, Arthropoda, Insecta, Hemiptera, Phylloxeridae. Gene Ontology annotation, molecular function: protein binding. The record is from RefSeq and is a predicted model, not a curated record.